Messenger RNA from Cicer arietinum (chickpea), 1180 nucleotides. RefSeq lists its product as uncharacterized. The record is from RefSeq and is a predicted model, not a curated record. NCBI's taxonomy places the organism in Eukaryota, Viridiplantae, Streptophyta, Magnoliopsida, Fabales, Fabaceae.
UAGAAAAUAAUAAACAUAUCAAAACCCUAAAAUCUGUAGCUUCUGAAAUCUCUCUCGCUCUCCCGUGACAACUCAUCAUCUCCUCCCUCUUUCUCCCUCCAUUCGCAGAAUCGCGGGCCCUGCAGCCACUCUGUCGUCAGUCGUUGCUCGUCCGUCUCCACCUCCAUCUCCGGUUCCCUUCGUAAGCUUCGCGCGACGCAUCCGUUUUCACUGCGUCUGGCCACAGCGCAGUCGCGCCGUUCUCUCAUCACUUCAUAUUCGUCAGUACUUAGACGUCUCCCUCCUCGCGCGCGCCCCACUGAUCUUUCUUAUCACGCCAAUGUUGAAGAAGAGUUCCAAAGUAACUCCAAAGAAGUUGCAAGAGAAUGCCAUUGGGGAAGAGCAAAAGCCUUCUUCUGUACCGAAAAAAGCAGUUAGCGAAAUUGAUGAAAUAUUCGCUGGAAAAAAGAGAAAGAAAUCUGAUGCGAAAAAAACUGGAAAAUCCGGUGACGUAACUAAGAGUGCUGAUAAAACAAAGAAGAUGAAGAAUGAAAAGAAAAAAUCCAAAAGGGUAGAUGAUGGUGAGUUUGUAGAUCGGCCUUCUCGACCAAGAAAGAAAACAGAGGAUGGACUUACUAUCUAUUCGGAAGAGGAGUUAGGUCUUAGUAAAGGGGAUGCUGGAAAUACUCCACUUUGUCCAUUUGAUUGCUCUUGUUGCUUUUAAUGGAAGCUGCUAAUGAUUUGUGCACUGAUUUCCUUGCUCCAACAAACGAAGGUGUUGUGGUUGUAUUACAUCCUUUAUUAUUUACAGUUGGGCCAAGUGUGACUUGAGUUAUGUUGUAAUGACCUUGAAUUCUUUAGAUCUAGAUAUGAUUCCUUGAAGUAAUUUCAAUUUUGCAACAGUUUUAGUUCCGCUCUUCUAGGCUUUACUCCCUUCAAACAUAAAAUUAUUCAUGUAUGAUGUCUCAGCCAAACGGUUUGAGUGAUUUAUUAGAAAAUGGAGGGAAUGUUUUGAGGUGCUUCUAUUUCAUUGAGUUGUCUUUUUUUUAUUAUUUUAAUAUAUAUGUAAUGAUUUGUUCCAUCACUGACAUCUUUUAUCCUCUGAAACCUUCGUAGCUGAUUUCAGUGUUUGUGUUGUAAGUUGUAACUUCUUCGGUUAUGUUGUAGCAAUUAAUUUUAUUAUGUACUAUGAUUAGCUUUA